UUAUGUAAUAUAGUCAUGUAUUAUAUCAUCAUGUGUCUAUUGAUAUGUUAUAUGUAUAUUGACGCACUGUAUACAUUGCACGCUGUGUAUUCACACGCUGUAUACUUGCACGCUGCAUAUCGACGCGUCGUAUACUGGCGCGUCCUAUAUAGACACGUUGCACAGUCACACGCUGUAUAAUCGCACAAUAUAGUAUUCUUCGUUUAAUUGUUACUGAAACUAAAAAAUUUAAUAUAGCCCUCAAACUAAACUACAAUUAAAAUUCUAUAAAGAACUUUCCCAAAAUGCACACCUAAUAUCUAAAAUAAAAAACUGCAAAGAGAAGAACUCCCGCUAGAAUAAACCUUGAAUGAACGAACCUUGAAAAACCAGUACAAAUUAGCAGAAGUACAAUAACAAAGCGUCAAAAAAGAAAAUACAAGCAACACAGAAAGAACGGGAAAAGAUGGCAGUAUAUUGCACUCGUAUCACAGAUUAAACAUUAAUUCUCUGGUCAACACGCUAAACAAGCAUCGCAUGAGUCGAUUGUUUACACGAAGGGGAAGCACAAAGGUGCGCUUUACUCUGGAAAUCACCGAACGAUCGAUCGCAUCGCUCCAAGACAGUAAUUAACAUCGUGUUCGUACAUUGGUCCCGUAGAUAAUGAAAUGCACGACGACGAAACGGUUUCGACGUGUGCGUGUCGCGUAACGUCGGACGCUUACGUUUAUAUAAUGCCACGGCCGGGAAAGUGAGACCAUUGAAUCGUCGACUGUCAAAGAGACACGCGUUCCACGUACGACAACAUGAAGUUCUACCUGUCUCUUCUUCUCGUCGUCCUCGUGGCCAUUCCUCGACAUCCAACAGCUGCAAACAACGUGUGUCCACAAGAAAACUGUCUGGAUUCAUCGAAAUGUGAGUCCGUGGUGACUGGAGGAACGUGUCCACAGUCUACAGACACGUGCUGCAGCAUCGUUAAAAUGGAGCACAGAACGCACUGUCGUCACUUCGCAGGCGAGUGCAUGGACCGCUGCGCCGUGGCUUUGCAAAACCCAGUGGACGACUGUCCAAGUGACAAAGUCUGCUGCACGUUAGUCUAAACGACCAAAGAUAUCAGUCACAAAUGAGGAUAGAAUGAUAGAAAGGCUGUAUAUCCGUUUUUGUAGCAUUAAGGCAAACGAUUAGUUUACGACGUAGACUGCAACAUGUUCGAUCGCAGCAUGCAUCGUAGUUUUCUAUGUACUGAUACCAACCCAUGAGUUCGCGCGUGGAGUCAGAGAAACUUCUAUUGGUUCUCUUUAUUAUACAAGCUAGAGACAACUCUCAUUUAUUAUACAAGCUUGAGAAACAACUCCUCUCAUUUUAUUUGAUGCAAAGUCAAAAAGCUAUGUCUUCUGUAAAAACUUCUAGUGUUACAUUUCGGUCAAUUAAAGUAAUAAUUGCAAUAACAGCUGCUGGAGGCUAUUCGCGCUAUCUCACAAAGUUUCACUCUAUCUCACUUGUCAAAAUUUGUCGACUAUCAUUUUCUUUUUUGAUCUAAUUGGUGCGUGACCACAAGAACCAAUAUCAGAAAUACCUCUGAGGCGUCCAUUUUCUAUUCUGACCACUUUGAGGCUCCUCUAAAUCCUCUUCACGCGCCAACUCAAGGGUUGACAUCGAUACACGAACGAUAGAAAAGUUGCUUAAUUGGUUUUACAAUUACAACGGAAACGGCUGUUCGAGUACCCGUAUAGCGAAUGAAAAAUCGUACCCGCCUGAAGAUAAUUGCACGAGGACCUGUCACGGAUGUGGGACUCGUAAAAAUUGCUACCCAAUGUAACAUCGUUAUUCGCAUAAACGGUUCCGUGAAUCGACACCAUCAUUGCGUGCGUUUAUUAUUGUGCGGCGACAAACGAGCAGAUUUGUAUGCACAAGUAAUUACAAUGGUCAAUGAUUAAAUGGGUAUUUUUAAUAAAAUAUUUUGUUUUAUGUGAAA
Molecule: messenger RNA, 1954 nt
Organism: Megachile rotundata (alfalfa leafcutting bee)
Lineage: Eukaryota; Metazoa; Arthropoda; Insecta; Hymenoptera; Megachilidae
Source: RefSeq, a predicted model, not a curated record